Messenger RNA from Anthostomella pinea, 1818 nucleotides. NCBI's taxonomy places the organism in Eukaryota, Fungi, Ascomycota, Sordariomycetes, Xylariales, Xylariaceae. The record is from the annotation of a GenBank genome assembly.
AUGGCCCCGAGCAAGAAGCGACAUGGACUAGACAACCCAGAAAGAGUAGAUCAGAUACCUCACCGUGGCGAGAAAUUUGAUCGCGCCAGGAGCAGAUCGAUUCCACGACGCCCUCCGCGGCAGAGUGCCCCCAAGGCAAUUCGCAGAGACGAGGCGGUGGACUUUCUUGAGGACAUAGCUUCUGAACUAGACGACGCCAAAGUGCAAUGCGACUUUGAUUUCGACUCUUCAAAGAGCUUCCUUCCCAGGCGCAAGAUCCUGGAGAUCCUCACUCCAGAGAGGGUACGGCAAAUCGUUGGGUGUUUGAGCUGUUUUGAGCAAAGCUCGAACAAGGACCAAAUAGCAACAGACAUAUACUACGGGUCUGGCGGUGGGUCUCGCAGGCCAUGUCUGAGACUAUUGGCUGUCCUCAUCGGCAUCGAAAAAGCGGAAGAUAUUCAAAAGCUCAUGAACGACGGGAUGAGCGAUGCUUGCCUUCCCAUGGGCAUACCGCCAGGCACCUCGGGGAAGCUACUGUUUUGUGAGCACCACAGAACCGCGCACAAAACAAUCAAUAAGUACCGUCGUCUGGAAACUCGCCAAAACUUCUCCCAUUGGUCUUAUAGCUUGGUAUCGCCCUUCAUCCAAGGGGAUAAGAAGGUCCAUGCACAUUACGUCCUACACCCAGGCGAUGUACUGCCCAUGAAAGUUGCCAGAAAGGUGGAGAAGGACGACGGUUCGGCGUAUGCACUUGGCGCGUCGGAGGCUAACAGUGUCAACCUGUACGGAGGUUUCUCUGAUGUCUACAAAGUCAGCAUAGACAGAAGCCAUUACGACUUCGCUGACGACCAUGGGAUGCGACACCCGAGGGGGUUCUUCGCCCUAAAGAAACUCACUUCCAACUCCCGCGACAAUUUCGACCUCGAGCUGUCGUCGUUGCUAUUUUCCAUGGAUCAAUAUCCUGGUGAUAAAAGACGAAAGCAUCUGAUUCAAAUACUAGCGACGUUCGAGAUGCCCAAUAUCGCAGUUGCGGGUUCGACCUAUUACCUCUUGUUUGACUGGGCUGAAGGAAGUCUGAGCGACUUCUGGCACAGAAAUUCGCAGUACGUCGGAGACAAGACACAUUGCAGAUGGAUGAUUCAGCAGUUUUACGAGAUCACCGAGGCUCUAGGUUGUGUCCAUAACGAGCGCUUGCAAACGUUGACCUCACUCAAUGAUAGCAGGUUCAAUGACGAUGGGCUCUAUGGUCGGCAUGGGGAUAUCAAGCCGGGAAAUCUCCUCUGGUUCCGUUCCACCACAGACUCGCUUGUUCUAUCCGACUUCGGACUGGGACGACUCCAUACCCAGGUUUCACGAUCCAAACAAGUUCCUGGUCUCCUCGACAGAUCACCCACCUACCGCGCUCCGGAGUUUGAUCUACCACAUGGCCUCGUCUCGCGCGUAUCUGACAUCUUCAGCCUCGGCUGCGUGUUCUUGGAGUACAUCACUUGGUUCAUGAGAGGUCUCGACACCAUGCAGACGGUCUUCCCAGAGAGCAGACUCGAGGAUGAUGUUCACGGUUUCCAGGCAGACGUCUUCUUCACGAUCAGGAAGGACAGCCGAGGCACAUUGAGGCCAGAGCUGAAAGAUGUCGUCAAGAAAUGGAUUAAGGACUUGCAGGCCGACGAGAAUUGUAGUUGCUUCCUAGACCAGCUACUCGACAUCAUCAAGGACAAGAUGCUCCAGCCCGACCCGAAGAAGAGGAUCGAAUCCGGUUUGCUCAUCAAACAGAUGAAGUCCCUGCGGAGGGCCUGCGAAGAUAACCCAAGCUUCUAUCUCAAGACCAAGAAGGAGUCUUGA